Molecule: messenger RNA, 1638 nt
Organism: Carcharodon carcharias (great white shark)
Lineage: Eukaryota; Metazoa; Chordata; Chondrichthyes; Lamniformes; Lamnidae
Product: serine incorporator 1-like
Exons: 13
Coding region: 1-1638 (545 amino acids)
Cellular component (GO): membrane
Source: RefSeq, a predicted model, not a curated record
AUGGGCUGGCGCUUGGUGACCACUGUCAGCAACUGGAUCCCAUGUUUGUGCAGUGGUGCUCCAUGCCUGGUGUGCUCAUGUUGUCCAACUGGGCGAACUUCCAUAGUAACACGAUUGGUGUACACAACUAUUUUAUUGCUUGGUACAACUGUUGCUGGUAUUAUGCUUGUGCCUGCUGUAGAAGCUCAGUUGAGGAAGAUUCCAGGAUUCUGCGAGAUUGGAUACAAUGCACAGCUCCCUGAGGUUAACCCUGUGAUCUGCAGAGUCUUAGUUGGUUACAAGUCUGUGUAUCGUAUCUGCUUUGGAAUGGCCACUUUCUUUCUGCUGUUAGCUCUGCUUAUGAUCAAUGUGAGAAAUAGCAAAGAUCCCAGGGCUCUAGUACACAAUGGUUUCUGGUUAUUCAAGUUUGGAGCACUUGUAGCAAUAAUGGUCGGUGCAUUUUAUAUUCCUGAGGGACACUUCAGUCGAGUGUCAUUUGGAAUUGGUUCAGCUGGUGCUUUUUGUUUUAUCCUUACUGAACUGGUAUUGCUGGUUGACUUUGGUAAUUCCUGGAAUAAAUCCUGGCUGAAAAGAUCAGAAGAAGGCGGAUCACGAUGUUGGUACUUUGCACUUCUAUCAGUUACAUGUCUGAAUUAUGUGUUGUCAUUAACCACUGCAAUCCUCUGCUAUGUGUUUUACACCACAGUUGAUGGCUGUAUUGAAAAUAAAUUUGUUAUUAGCUUCAACAUACUUAUUUGUGUUGUAGCUUCUUUAAUAUCAGUUCAUCCAAAGAUCCAGGAAUUUCAGCUUUGCACUGGCCUUCAAUCCUCCAUCAUCACUCUGUAUAUUAUGUACCUUACCUGGUCAGCAAUGACAAAUGAGCCAAAUGACGAGUGUAAUCCCAAUAUGAUGAGCUUUUUUGAAAGGACAUUUCCCAGCACUGAUUUUGACAACAAUACUGUAAACACGAUCAAUGCUUCAGAUGCAGGGUUGCAGUGGGAUAGCCAGUGCAUUGCUGGCUUGGCAUUAUUCCUUAUCUGCAUCUUAUAUUUGAGCAUUAGGAAAUCCAGCUGCACACAGAGGCAUAGCCACUCCACCAAUAACCCAGAGACUGGAUCUUUGGAAAGCAUAUCAAUACAGGAAGGCUGUGAAGAAGUGCAUCGCUUUCAGGACAAUGAAAAGGAAGGGGUUCAUUACAGUUACUCUUUUUUCCACUUUAUACUUUUUCUGGCCUCCAUGUACGUUAUGAUGACACUAACUAACUGGCACAGGUCCAGAAGAGCACUAAAAUACAAUCCACUAAGGGUCUUGUGCAUCAUCGUAGCUUACUGCGUGUUGCACAACCUGGUGCUACAACCAGGAGAGGACCUGGCUGAUGAGGAAAUGAAAGAGUUGCAGGUCUCCUCCAAUGAGGAGGAGGUCAUAGGGGCUGAUGAUAAGUUCUAUGUGACUGCAAUAGUUCUCUCAAGUCACUUUGAUCCUUAUCUAGAAGGCAUACUGCCAGCUCUGGCACGUGCCCGCCAACCAAAACAAUCACGCAACUGCGCUUUGAUGUCGGCAUGUUCGGCCGACGUCAACAUGCUUCAUUUCAUGUUCCAGCAGAUCGGGGGUGCACCCGCCGCCGAGCAAAAAUUUCUGCCCAUAGCUCUUAGGCUGUGA